GAUACAAAUCUUAGCCGUAUUGCACUUCCCAAUAGUAUUCUCUAAAGACUAAUUACAAUUAAUUAACAUUCUUUACUGAACGACUGACCGGCUUGCAAGCGGACUGGCAGGCUGGAUGGUUGGUAGGCUGGCAGGGGGGAAGGCUGCCAUCCCGGCCAGCCUUCAUUAUUUAAUGAUGCAUCAUUGCCAUAUUCGUGGCUCCUACAUGUAAAUAAACUAGUAUCACAGAAGAGGAAGUUCACAAAAGUGUUGUAAUUCUCAUGUUGCUGAGUUUUUGCAUCUUUUUUUAUGUUGUUGUCGUUUUUGAAUUUCACUUCAGCUUUGGGGAAUACGUUAAGUUACCCAGUUAGCGCUAUGCGGUCGACCAAGGAUCAUCUAGAAUUCGGACAGUUCGUAAACAAUCAAGACGCAAACCAGAACUCAGCACUUCACAUAGCCGUUCAGAAAGGUCACGUGUCCAUCUGUCAGGUCCUCCUGCAGCAUGGUGCUGACGUGAACAUUCAAAACAAACACCAUCAGACUCCUUUGCAUGUGGUGUCCAAUGGAAGAAACAAAGAGAUUUUGGAAUUACUCAUCAAACGAGGAGCAGAAACAAACACGAAGGAUUGUAACCAAAGAACUCCGCUACACAGUGCCGCUUCGUUUGGAAACCCAGAAUGCAUCGAGCUUCUUCUCAAGAACAACGCGUUCAUAGAUUCCUCGGACGCCGACGGUAUGACGCCAUUUCUCUGUGCUGUAGCCGCUGGUCAUGCAAACUGUGCCAAGAUGCUUCUCGAGUCCGGUGCCGAGAUAGCUGCUCGUGACAAUUACCAGAGAUGCUGUGUUCAUCUUGCUGUAGAAAACGACAAGGAAGACGUCUUAAAGCUCUUGCUGGAGAGAUGUGGUUCAGGAAUUAUAAAUUUUCCUGACGUACAUGAAAGAACACCCCUGCAUUACGCCGCGUCAGCUACAAACAUAAGGCUUCUGAGCGUUUUGUUGGAAAAGAAAGCGAACCCUUUGCUGAGAGAUGAUGCUGGAAAUACGCCAUUACACAUAGCUGCUGAAAAUGGAAAGGCCCGCCAUGUUGAAGCUCUAACCAAAGCUUCCAUCACCUGUGUUUGUCAAAAGGACCUAGAAAACAGAACACCGCUUCAUUUCGCGGCGUUAAAUGGAAAACAGAAAAUCUGUUUAAUCCUUGUCCAAAUGGGUGCACAAGUCGACAGUCUUGAUGCCUACGGCUGGACGCCUCUGAUAUUUGCUGCUAAGAUAGGUGCCAGUGGCUUAAUUGAAAUGUUUCUCGACUUGAAGGCCAAUAUCGAUCAGCAAGAUCAAACAGGGAACACAGCACUCCUAAUUGCCUCCGCGUGUGGUCAAGUGGAAGCUGUAAAGAUCCUCCUAAAUCGACAAGCCAGCUUGAAGGCGAAUGAAAAUGGACUUAACUGCCUGGACGUGGCCAUUGAGAAUCAACAGGGAGACGUUGUCAUGGCAAUUACUAAUAAUUAUAGAUAUGGUGAUACCUUGCUUCGUUCUGUUCCUAGAUGGAGAGAGAUCUUGUCAGCGAAGUGCCCUGAUGGUCAGAAUCGAAUGGGGAAGCUAAUUCAACGGUUCCCAGAUGCUGCCAAGUGCGUCAUGGAUCGCUGUAUCCAGAGGUCUCUGACCAAACGCUCUAUUGACUAUGAUUUUCGUCUGCUCGAUCCAGGCCCUGAUGAUCAAAGUGGACCAAACGAGGAGCCUUUCUUCGGCCUCAUGGUUAUGGUGAGGUACAAACAAAAGGAUCUCCUGGUGCAUGAUCUUUGCAGAAAACUUCUCAAGAUCAAGUGGCGCAGUUAUGGAUGGUUCGUUUACUGGACAAACCUUGCCAUAUUUUCAUUAUACCUGUUUCUGAUGACGUUCUUCAUGUUGGAUAAGCGGAAAAAGGUUGUCCUCAAGCGCAAACACGAUGAAGACGAUGACGAUGGCAUGUUCGAGCAGAAAGAAGCACUCCAUAAAAUAGUCCCAUAUCUCAUCCUGGUAUUUGCAUUAUUACAUCUAGCCAAAGAGCUUUACCAGAUAUGCCUCCAACGAGCAGCGUACUUCAAAGAGUGGACAAACAUACUGGAAUGGGUCCUUUACGUGUCAACCAUAGUUUUCAUACUUCCUUACGUGUCCAGAGGCCUGUCAAGUCUUCGAGGUGACACGAGGGUCACUUGGCAAAUAGGAGCAGUUGCCGUUUUCUUGGGCUAUUGUAACCUGAUAUUGUUCGCACAGACUUUGGAUCAUGUUGGCAUCUACGUGACAAUGUUUUUUCAAGUAGCAAUGACGGUGCUCAAAACCAUCAGUCUUUUCAUGCUGUUUGCUGUUGCCUUCUCAGUGGUGUUCUACAUACUCUUCAGGGAGCAGGUAAAAUUCUGUUUUUGUGUGUAGAACGUCUAAGGUAUAAGUCAGUUUGCUAGAACUCAGCAGCGAAUUUUUGCCUUGCCUCGCUGUUGGACUGAUAUAAAAAUAGCCCAUUUCCGAGUUGCCCUAAGCCUCUCUAUCAAAGUGAGGUCAGGUACACAACCAUUUAUUUGAAAAUGAGUUUAAUUUGCACGUGAAUGAAUGAUCCACAUGAAAGGAUAGGGACCAAGACUCGCUUUGAGAAAGAGGCUAAAGUAAUUCUGCAAUGGUCUAUUCAUUUUCUAUUUUUCAGGACGCGUUCGACACCUUUUUCUUGACGCUAGUGAAGGUGAUUGUGAUGACUGUUGGCGAGCUAGAUUAUACCACUAUGUUGGUGGACAGCCUAGAACAAAAGGAUCCAGUAUCUCAUGCGCAUCUUGUACCUUACAGAGAAUCAUCGUUUAUCUUCCUGUGCCUCUUCAUAUUUGCCAUGCCUAUUGUUCUUAUGAACCUUUUGGUGAGUAAAUAGAUUGAGAGUGAAAACAUUAGUGACUAUAUUGCAGUAUCUAAGUAUUUACCAAUGGUUUACGUAGUCGGGACACACACAUAAUGAACAAGCAAGUAAAAUUCAACGGAAACUUGUUACAAAUCCUAACUGUCGGGAGGCUGUGAUUUACGCAUAGCGUGGAGGAGUUUCAUUCGGGAUCGGAAAGAACAAAUCUAUUCAGUGGUAACUAGGAGCCCAACCAUUCCACCACUAACCCUUAAGACUUUAAAGCUGCUAAAUUAAUAAGGCAACCGGAGCAUGGGAACUCAAAGACAAAUUGAACAAUAGGUCUCCAAAAUGUUAAAAUAGUUAUUCUUUUUACCCACCUGAUGGGAAAUAUGUACCCUCAAAAACGUUUCUCACUAGUUGUACUUUUUAUGAACUUUCGCGUUCGACUGAAGUAUGACUUCAUUUACUUUCAAAGAGUUAGUCUACUUCUGAGA
Molecule: messenger RNA, 3324 nt
Organism: Orbicella faveolata
Lineage: Eukaryota; Metazoa; Cnidaria; Anthozoa; Scleractinia; Merulinidae
Product: transient receptor potential cation channel subfamily A member 1-like
Biological process (GO): monoatomic ion transmembrane transport
Cellular component (GO): membrane; transmembrane transporter complex
Molecular function (GO): monoatomic ion channel activity; protein binding
Source: RefSeq, a predicted model, not a curated record